UAACUUCUUCGAUUAUUCAAUGAAAUUGAAUGUGGCGGGAAAUAUUUUCAAGAAAUGUGGGAUUUUCACAGUUUUCAUGUUGGCAACACUGCAUUAAUGUAAAUAAAAAUACGAAAGAAAAGUCAAAAUAAAUAAUAAAAAAUAUUCUAUAUUUUGAUUUUGUAUCGGUGUUUUUUUGAGUUUACUUUGUGGAUGAAGAAAAAUAACAGUGAAAUUCACAAUAAUUAUUAUCGAAUGCAGUAAUAAUACAGAGGAAACCGAAAAAGAAACUAUUACAUAAUAUUAUGUAGUUGACAUACAUUGGCGAUAGAAAUUAUUAUUAUCUUUGAUAGCUUAUGUACAAAUAAUAUUGAAAGCAAUGUACGGAUGUGAGGAUUGUGAGGAAAAAUUGAAAUAGUGAUUUUGGUUGAUUUUCAAACAUCACUUAUUUCAGCAAUGUUAAAAGCCAUUAAUGGCCCUUGUAAACCACUUCGAAUGUGGAUAGACGGUCGCUGUUUCAAUCUAUUGAAAAUCAAUGGAGCCUCAGCAGAAACAAAACUCCGCGAUGAUGAAAAUGAAAGCAGAUCCAAGGAGGUACAAGCAGAAGAUAAUGGAAAAUUUUCAUGCAGCUUCAAGUUGCCAUACAUAUAUUGCUUAGCUCUUAAGCAAAGAGACGUUCUGGAUACAGUGAAUUUAUCUGAAAGGACAAAUACCACUAUUAUAAUUCCGAAACUUGGUAAAGAUGAAAAAAUGGUCAUACGGGGUGAUACCAAGGAAAAUGUGCUGGAAGCACUGGAACAUAUGGUGAAUGCUGUCGGUCAAAUCAGAAGUAGACAUGCCCCACUACAGUUUUUAUCCGUCAGAUGUUCAAGUGAAGAAAUUCAAAGCAAUUUUGGGAGAUUCAAAAGUGAAAUUUUAGCAGAUGAAAAAAACAUUAGAGGAAUGGAAGAAUCUAUUUUUCAAAGGGAUUUUAAACUUCAUCUCACUAUUGACGUACUUGUUCUAUUGGAUGAAAACGAGAAAAAUGAGGCCAUAGCGGCAUUGAAAGAAUACAAUGAAUUGAUAAUGAAGCCUUUAUUGCAGAAAACGGGAAAACUAAGAAUUCAUUUAUCUGGUAUUGAGUGCAUGAAUAAGAACUAUGAAAAAGUGAAUGUGCUGUAUGCCAAAGUGAAGCUUGUUGAUGAAACUGAGGAUAUCACUUUACAAAAGAUAGCCAACGAUUUAUCACAUUAUUUUUAUGAACGAGGACUACUGAAGAGUUUCAGUGCAGACGUGAAACUUCACUGUACUCUGGUAAACACAAAAUAUAGGAAAGUAUCUAGCAGUCCGAAAAGAAAGCGGGUUUACAAAGAAAGUAUUGAUGCUAGAAAAAUAAUGGAAAAAUACAAAGACUUUGACUUUGGUCAUUGUGAUUUUGAACAAAUUCACUUAUCACUUAUGUCUUCCAGUGAUGAAACAAGUGGAGAUGGGUACUAUAAAAGUUUGUCAAGCAUCAAUCUAACGUAGAUCUGGAUUUUUUGUUACAUAUCUGUAAGUACUGAGUACUAACUUUAUCUAAUUUAUUUCCUUGUAUUAUUUUUUUCAAUAAAAGAUUAGUUCGUUUUAAA
Phaedon cochleariae (mustard beetle) is the source of this 1586-nucleotide messenger RNA. The record is from the annotation of a GenBank genome assembly. Lineage: Eukaryota; Metazoa; Arthropoda; Insecta; Coleoptera; Chrysomelidae.